Messenger RNA from Cheilinus undulatus (humphead wrasse), 1676 nucleotides. It is a transcript of the gene tmem151bb, whose product is annotated as transmembrane protein 151Bb. Bases 201 to 1676 code for a protein of 491 amino acids. The transcript is spliced from 2 exons. Lineage: Eukaryota; Metazoa; Chordata; Actinopteri; Labriformes; Labridae. The record is from RefSeq and is a predicted model, not a curated record.
UGGAGCUGCACCGACCAACAUGCCUCCGUCGCCUCGUCUCGGGUUUUUCUCAGGGUGGAGUGCCUCUAAAUGUUAGCAGAUGUAACACGCCAGGCAAGGAGCUCGUCUUGCUUGAGGGACUCUGCAGAGCAAGGUAGUGAAAUCUCUUCCUCUUCCUACUCCACGCCCUGUCAUUAUCAUCAAUAGCUGCCCUGGCAACCAUGUCCCCCCCAGCAUCGGCUGCGACAGCGAGUGAAAGCAGCACCACCACUGUUUUCGAGGAGGACACCAGAGAGGAGCAAAGACCCCUGAAGCAGUCUCUGAGCAAGUCACUGUGCCGGGAGAGUUUUUGGAAAUGCCUGCUGCUGUCUGUUCUCAUGUACGGCUGCAUGGGAGCCAUGGUUUGGUGUCAUGUCACCAAGGUGACCCGCUUCACCUUUGACAGGAAAUCCAUGAUGUACCAUGACAGCCCCUGCUCUGACGGCUAUAUCUACAUCCCUCUGGCCCUACUGGGCAUGCUCUACUUGGUCUAUCUUGUGGAGUGCUGGCACUGUCAUGUGAAGAAUGAGCUGCAGCACAAAGUGGAUGUGGAGGGCAUCUACGAACGCAUCCAAAGAAUGCAGCAGGCCAAACCGUGCAUCUGGUGGAAAGCCAUCAGCUAUCACUACGUCCGAAGAACACGACAAGUCACACGCUACCGUAAUGGAGACGCUUACACAAGUACCCAGGUAUACCAUGAACGGGUCAACACACAUGUGGCAGAGGCUGAAUUUGACUACAGUCAUUGUGGUGUGAAAGAUGUUUCAAAGCAGCUGCUGGGCUUGGAAAAGUCGGCACUCACAAAGAUGCGCUUCACCAAGUGCUUCAGCUUUGCCAACGUAGAGUCUGAGAACUCCUACCUAACACAGCGAGCGAGGUUCUUCACUGAUAAUGAAGGUCUGGAUGACUACAUGGAAGCGAGGGAGGGCAUGCACCUGAAGAAUAUCGACCUGAAGGAGUACGUCAUGGUGAUGUCUGACCCAGAGAAACACCCCUGGUAUCUGUCUCAUUACGUCUUCUGGUUUGCCUCAUUCCUCACGUUCUCCUGGCCUCUCAGAGUGUUCACAGAGUAUCACACUGCCUACGUCCACUACCGCGUAGAGAAGCUCUUUGGGCACGAUUACCUCCCUGUGACACCAUGUGAAGACCGGCCAUAUUGGCGUCGCAUCCCUCGUGUUAACACCAUUGACAGUACAGAACUGGAGUGGCACAUUAGAUCCAACCAGCAGCUGGUGCCCAGUUACUCUGAGGCCGGUCUGAUGGACCUGGCUCAGUGCCCGUCCAGUUUCAGCGGGAUACGUCAGAAUUGUGAGCGGUGCCACAGAGCCAUCAGCUGCUCCUCCGUGUUUUCCAGGAGCGCCCUCAGCAUCUGUACCGGUGCCAGCUCCCGCAUCCCCUUCAGCGGCAGUCGCUUCUCCUUGGCGAGACGCUACGGCUCACAGCGCAGCUUUUUCUGGAGGAGCGGGAGCUUGGAUGACCAGGAGAGUCCCAGUGAAAACACCCGCUGCCUCUCAGAGCGCCUCACCACAGACGAUGAGGAACCUCCAGACUAUGAGGAUGCACUUUGCUACCCAGUGCUCAUUGUGCACUGCAGCGAGAAUUGCCACAACCACAGAUCAUUUCACAGAAAUGGCUCCUGUGUGGAGACUUCCUUAUGA